Messenger RNA from Homarus americanus (American lobster), 8024 nucleotides. RefSeq lists its product as uncharacterized. The record is from RefSeq and is a predicted model, not a curated record. The transcript is spliced from 43 exons. Gene Ontology annotation, biological process: signal transduction. The coding region runs from base 1561 to 7980 and encodes 2139 amino acids. Lineage: Eukaryota; Metazoa; Arthropoda; Malacostraca; Decapoda; Nephropidae.
CUUAACACAAUUGAUGGAUUGAUGAACUGAAAAAAGUGCAUUACCCGGGUGGAGGUGAGAUGAAGGAGACUGUGUUCUUUGACGUAUUCACUACUACACCACUCGCACCUCCCUACCAAAUUUUAAUUCUAUUGUGGGACUUUAUAAUUUAAGGUGUUUUCAUGUUUCCUGAAUAAACAUAGUGGUGUCUUUCUGUUUACUGGAGUAUGUGAAGUCGUUUUACCUUAUCGUAGUUUUUCUAAUUGGGAAAAGAUGGAAAGGUCCAGCAUACAGUUACAAAAGAAUACCGGAAAUUAAUUACGUAAUUGGAGGCAACACAUUAUACUCCUCUACAUCAACACAUGGAGGUUCUUCUCCAUGUAUCCUAGUAGCAUAUAUAAACACACACUAUACAUAUAUGCAUAGAACCUUGGUAGACCUAAUGCCUUCGUCCAGAAUGAUUAUACAGUAAAUUACCUAAUAGCCUCAUUUAUUUUUCCUGGAACUCGACUUGAUGGCAGUGUCAAGGCACCUAACCAUUUGCGCGCCAUCUGUUGUCGUGAUGCCGUAACUUACAACCACACCUGCUUGACACCGCUAUACAGUACUGACAGUCUAGUCUUGGUCAUGUAACUGUCCUAAAAUAACCGUCUUUGCUGAUAGUUUAUGAUAUGCAGCAGCAGUUCACUCCCCGUCACCGCCAAAGACGCAUUAUAAGAGGUUUAGUUGCUGUAAGUCUUCCUGUCUGUUGUUGUUGGAAGUGUAUUCACGUCACAUAGUAGUUUUAUAUGGGAGAUAAUCUGAUGUGUUAACGUAAGUAAGGCUUCGUAUAUUCUUUUGAUCAUGGUGUCAUUGGUUGUUAUAGGCAAUAUUGGAUCAUUCAGAGGUAGAUUGGUUAGAUAAGGUUUGGUAAACAAUGGUAGGGGAAAUAUGGGUAUGGAAUUCGCCAAAUAGCAUGAAUUUAUAUAGCAACUCCGACUCUCUCUUUCUUUUUUUUUAUCCUGGUGAAUAUAAAGUGUAAUGGUACUUUUAAGUCUUUUUCUUUUGGUGUUAUCGCUUAUAACGACGCGACAUUGCUACCGGAGCCUAGCAUCAAUCCUCCGUACCCAAGACGUAUAGUGAAGUUCAUUCGUUUCCUAAUUUCUUUUAUUCGGUAUUUUACCAGAGUUUAUUUCAAUUAUAGAAUGUAAAUUUGUUAGCGAGACUAGAAAGAAAACUAUGAAAAUAGCUCUUAAUCUGUUUCAAGUUUCUAGGGAGGGCUAUGGCGUUAAGCCUUCGAUAGCAUACGACCUAAACUAAACAAGUCUGUAGUGGUAGUUCCUUUGACAUAUUUGAUGGUAGUCUCUUGCUAUAUGUGGUGGUGGUCCUCUACAAUAUAAGUGUGGUUUUCAGAGCAAAGUUAAAUGGUUCUGACUUAAGACUAUUAACACCUGUACAUGAGGUGAGGACAAAGACGCUACUGAUUUUACACCAUUUUUACAGAGGAUCUUUGUAUGUGGUUCAGUGACGAAUAGACAUUAAUGGAUUUUUAUUCUCGCCGGCAGUGUACAUCAGGACAAAGGUGUCUGCAGAACGGGGAUCAUGGCGCUGACCUCCUUGUGGGGCGUGUUGAUCCUGGCGGUCCUGCUGCUGGUGGUAUAUGACGCGGCAGCUGAGAUGAGGCAAGAGGACCCCCUGGAUCACACCUUGGCGAUGGACUACGUGGAAGUGAACGUAACCAUCCCUGGCGACGACGGCGGCCGGCUGCUGGACGAGGUGUGGUCUAGCCUCCACACCGUGACGAUGACCCACGACAAAGAAGCUCUUAUGGCAAGGUUCCGGGUGGAUGCUGUGACGACAUGGCAGGAUCAUAUGAAGUCUUUAGUGGAGGUGCAUCACAGACGACGCAGAGCUCACGCCGUCCCCACCAAACUCACCAGGGACCUGAAGGGCUAUUGGAUGAUGACUGGCUUGACUGAAAACGUAAACAUGAAGUUGAAAACGUUCGCGUCGCCGAGUGGAGCCAUCUCUAUGGUGAUGGUGGAGCACGCCGGCCUCCUCUUCUGGCUGGUGACGAGCUCCUACACACUCCAGAACCCGGGUACUCUACACGUCUACAUGCUACACCUGGAGAGUGAUGUACUACAGUCGACGUCGGUGCCAACCUUGGGUGCCCAAAAGUGUCAACCAGUGCUGCUGCUGGAUAUCUUCAUUGAAUUGGUGUGUGUGGAGUCCCUGGCAGACCAAUUCCCAGACAAGAUACGGGUCGGGAGUGGCGUGUACCGGGUCACCUGGACAAACGGCCUCCAGGUAGCAUUCAAGCGUGGCCUCUCGACUUCAGGCGCCCAGGACGUGACGAUGUGGAGGACAGGCGAUGAUACCUUCCUGGCGUUCGCUAACUCCUACGACUACACCAAGCAGACGGGCGAGAUCAACAGUGUCAUCUAUAAGGUAAAGGUGACGGUCAUGACGUCCCUCGAGGUGUACAGCAGUUAUGACCGUCUGGAUAGCGCCUCCUUCAACACCAAGCACGCCAUGGGGGUCGAGGCGUUCACCAUCCAGUCGAGGCAGUUCCUGGUCGUCGCCAACCACCAUGAUGACAAAGGUAACCCGAACAUCGAGAGCGAGAUCUUUGUUUACGAUCCGACACGGUCGAGGAUGCAGCCCUUCCAAAGGAUCCUAACCAGAGGAGCUCGAGACUGGGUGGCCUUCAGUUUCACCAGCGGGCCAGACGCAGAGUACUUCCUCGCUGUGGCCAAUGAGUACACACUAGACUACGAAGGGAACCGGAAUUACGCUGUUGAGUCUGUAAUCUACCGCUACGAAGACAACAAAUUCAUCCCCUUCCAAUGCAUCCAGACUUACGGCGCCAGGGAGUGGGCGGUUUACCAGGGCCCCCAGGGUGAGCUGUUACUGGCAGUGGUCAACGGUCAGACGGGGGUGGCCUUCUACCAAUACAACGGGUGGACCUUCGUCAAUAUAAACUUCAAGGUCUCCACUGCUGGAGCAGAGAGGGUGUGGAUUGGUAGUCUACCAAAUACCUUGAACCAGGUGGUGGUUACGGUAGCCAAUCCCCAGGACCCAACCAACCGUCCGUUGGUGUUCUACACACAGUGGCAGUACAUCAGCCCCCUGGCGGAUUACCAUAGAGAGGCCCGGGCGUGGUGCGAGUCAUUCACUGAACGGAUUAUGGGUGACGACCUGGCCGGGGCAAUGGUGAAGGCUGGUAUCUGCACCAACAGGGAGGAGUCUUACACCUUCACGCGACAUGUCACUAUCACCGGCGACCUCACUGUCCACUACCAAGGCUACGUGUCCCAAGUGGAUCCUAUUACGGUCAAUCCAGAGGGCAUCCAGGUGACAGACGAGAUCACUGUGAGCAUCAUGAGGGUGUUUAACAAGCUGCGGGAGCUGACGCGGUUAGAGAGGGAGUCCCGCACUCAAUUUGGCCGCUCUAUGAGGCUAUACCAACCUAACCUCCAUGGUCACAAAUUCUCGACCCUGAGGAUAACGUGUAGGCUUGAUGGUGGUGGUGGUGGGCAGCGAGAUGGUUGUUAUGUGGCCAACCUGCAGGUACAGGAGAUCAACGGCGUCGAUAGCACCUUCAACAACGCUGUUUGGUUACAUAAAGACAACGGGGAACUUAACCUCACUCUGAGUGACGUGGUCAUAACUAAGGGCGGGACAGCGACUGUGGCCUUCCUCAGUGGUCCUGGUCUGCCCUUGACUCCCACCUCCCAACUGGUGACUCUCACUGGCUCUCAUACCAUCGUCGGGGAGAAGAACUUCGGGUUCAUAAAGGUGGAGGCUCUUCAGGUAGCUGGCACAGUGGAUGGUGUCGUGGUGGAUGGAAACCUGUUGUUGACCGUCGGGGAGCAGCACCUACAAGGACGCGUCACCAUGGCCUCCCUCUACACACCCAGCCUCCACCUCUACCUCCUCAACGAUCAGCCCUUCACCAAGUUCCUGGAUGACCUGGUGCUGAAGGAUGUCUCGCAAAACAUAACCGGUCUGAUAAGGGUGAUGGGGAACCUGGUGGCACCGACCAUGAUGAGCACAAGGGUCCUAACCCCAUUAGACCCUGAGACCGCCUUCUACACUGCCCUCCUUCAUACCACCACCGACCUGCAGACCAUCACAGGUGUGCACACGGUAGGAGGAUUGGAGGUGGGGUCGGAGCUGACUGUGUCUGGCAGGGUGAACGGCGUGAAGGUGCCGGAGGAUUUGUACCUAAGGAAUGGACCAGAUGAGGUCAUUUACAUUCCCACCACCUUUGUCUCGGUGACCGCAGACUCCAUCUUCAUUCACAAAAAUCUUAACGAUAUCCAGCAAGUUGAUGGGUCACUGUCGGUGAUGGUCGUGGACGGGGAGCAAGUGGUGAGCAGCGUCAAGGUGUUCACUCAACUAGACAUACUCGGACACUCCACUGUGGCACUCAAGGUCUCUGGUCAUUACCUCGGCGACUUUAUGAAGAACGUACAGCAGGAAUUCAUCCAGGGUCUUGAGUCUGGUAUAGAGGUGAAGGGAUCUAUGAUAUUCCACGACGACCUUCAAGUCCAGGACGACCAACUGGAUGGAGCGAGUCUGUCCAGGAUACGAAACUCUGCCAUACCUCUUACUGCCACCUACAUAGCCGUUCCUCUCGUCUUCCAGGGCCAAGUUCAGCUGGGCGGUAACGUGGAGGUGACAGACAGACUGAACGGCGAGAGCGUCCACCUGUACGUCCUCACACACGGCACACACACCUUCACCAACACCAUAACCUUUAAGAACGGUCUGAGAGUUGAGGGAGACGUGACCACUGGAUCGAUGAAGCCACAUGACGUGGGUGUUCUGGCGUCACAGCUGGUGUUGAGGAACAAGAACCAGACCAUCGUGCAAAACCUCUACUUCCUGCAGCCCGUCAUGGCAGACUUAUGGGUGACAGGCGUGGUGUUGAUCAACGGCGUGGACCUUAACGAUGUUGUUACCCUCACCGGCACGACUGUCAUAACUGGGAGGAAGACGUUCACCUUCCUGAGAGUACUGACGGAGACGAGGAUGUCUGCAGUGGAUGUGGGUCACUGUGGCACCGUCGACGGGGUCGUCUGGACUGAGCUCUUCUUCUCGGACUCCCUCCGGAAGAACGGUGGUGGCAGUGUACAGACGCUGACUGGCAGGUUCGUUUACGGUCUGAUGGCUCACUCGGCCACGGGUACAGACUUGGGCAACUGGGAGAGGCGGCUGGUGUACAAGGACACCACUGAGUACAUUGCAGGCUCUCUCAUGUUCACUGGAGAAGUUGUAGUCGAGGUUCUCACAUUCGGCAGAGACUUUGACGGAGUGUCUGCCGAGGAGUAUAGUUCCGGGUGGCUGCUGAAGGACGGUGAUCAGUCGCUGCUGGGUCUCAACACCUUGACAAACGUAAAGGCGGCGGCAGUUACCUUCGAGGGCGUCUACCUGCAGACAGUAGAGUGGAGUCGCCUGUUACACAUGACGGCCAAGGUGGACGAGGUCACUACUAUUCACAGCGCUUCCUUUGGUCACGUGUAUGGCAAGGAGAUCAUCCUGUCCGGGACCAUUCAAGGUUGGGACCUCAGUGUCGACGCUCUAAUAGCCUCUGCCGAAACCCAGAAGAUAACUGGGAAGAAGACUUUCUUAUCACUCGUGCUCUACUCCGGUAUCUUCACCAUGCUGAAGGGUAUGUUGGUGAGCAACAGUGAGUUUGACGACCCUGUGCUCGUCAACCUCCAAACUCUUGCUGACCUCUUGGCUCUCCGUGACACCGUCGUCUACAUAGACUCUCUCACCGUCCAUGGCGACGUUCACUUUGGGAGGGACGUGAGAUUGUUUGAUCACCUGAACGACGAGGACUUGACGACCCUGUUGGAGGAGUUCUGGUUGAGUGAUCUCCCCGCCAGCGUCUCCGUCACCGCCUCCUUCAAUACUGUCGUCCUGCAGCCUGGUGUUUACCUUAUACUCCGGGGUCUGUUGAAUGGGGUGGACGUAGAGACCUUGAGGGACACCGUGCUGCUGAAGGAGUGCGAGGGAAGCCAGGUGUUGUCUGGCUCCUUUGUCAUCGAAUCCCUCACCGUCACUCGACUUGACACCUACACAUUGGACUCUAAAGAUGAUUGGCUCUCGCGAGCACUACAGAACCUGCUACUGACAGAUGGUGACCAGGUGAUAUCAGGCGUCCUCACCAUGCAGCACCUGACGGCAAAAGCCUCCAUGUUGCUGAACGGUACACUGAACGGGUUGUGGAUGGGGCGGGACUUCGUGAUACGGGGACAACCAGCGACCAUCAGCGGCAAUAAAGUGUUCCUGCAGGACGUGACUGUUGUGGGAGACCUUAGCCCUCGGCCCUACGCGCUUGUCCAGGGUGUGGACGUGUCUGAGUUUGCCAAGAUGGUGGUGAUGGCCGGGGCUGACGGUGUCUACUUCAUCCCUGGAGUCACGACGUUCAUGGGCCUUAGGAUCCUCCAGACUCUGAGUGUUGCUGGGACGGUGGAUGGAGUGAUGAUGAGCAGGAACCUACUGUUAAUGAGGGACGGCGAACAGACGAUGAGUGGCGUGUUGACCGUUUCUGCCGCAGGACUGGACUUGCUCGCCGUUCUGGUCAACAACUCCAUCACCAUUCUUGACCACUUCUUCAACGAUAUUGAUUUAGAGAGACUGCGCCUCUACACGGUCAAGACGCAGGGUGACAUGGUGAUCACUGGCGCCGUGGUGUUCCUAGAGGUGGUGACUGCGACGGAGGUGUGGCUAGUGAACCACAUGAUCAACGGCUACAACAUAACUGACCUGGCACUGUGCCUCCUGGGCCAGCAUAUCGUCCACAACAUGGGCAACGAAAUGGCGCACAUCCUAGAGGCAGCGCAUGAUGUGAAGACGGUUCUCUCGGGUGCACCAGACGAUCUGUGGUACUACCAGGAACAAUACUUGGCUACACCCCUACACAAGCUACUCCCAGUACAGUUGUCGGGUGAGCUGAUGGUGGACGGGGUGGACACACUGGUGGGGCUGGACAGAGUUGGUGGCCGCGUCCGGAUCUACAACAUCACCACCAUGGCGGAGCUGUAUCCGGCCAUCCCUGUGGUAGAGUCGACGGCAGCGGCAGGUCUUGGUAGUGGUAUGCUGGCCGUGUGUAGCUCUACAGGCCUGGUGGCUGCUCCCCUCGGGACACUGCUCACUGCUACCUACACUCAAGUGGGGGCAGGUCCUGGUGCAGGUUACGGCCACGUGUACCUGUUGAGCGGUGGGAUGGUGAGGCUGGAGGCUGCUUUCAGAGUACAACAGUGUCGUGACCUGGUGAGCUUCACUGUUGAGGGUCAGGUGUGUUUGGCGGUGCUUGAAGACUACUCGAGCUUCACGGUGAUGUGCAAGACACCUGGCUCAUCCUUCUACCUGAUCAACAUCUUACUCCCCACCACGGCCGUCAAGGGAUCGUGGAUGGUGAUAGGAGGCACUACCUUCCUGAUGACGAUACAAGAGGGCAGCACCACCCUCCCAGCCCACCUUCAUAUAUAUGGUUAUGACAGCUUUGAGAGCCAGAUGGUGAUGAUCCACAGUCUGGUUAUGUCCGGCGCCAGGUCAGUUUCUACCCUGAGUCGAGGCUUCUGGGGGCUGGUGACUGUAACUCGCCCCCAUUCCACGUACCUGGUAGGCAAGGUGGUCAUCUUCAAGGCUACACCUGUGGCUAAUACACUCACGCUCACACUAGUCCAGAACCUGGAGGUGGAGGGGGCGGUGGAAAGCAGACUUGGGAUGAUGCCGACAGGGGAGUUGGCGCUCUACGUACAGACCCACCACAACCUGCUGCUCUACUUCCGUAAGGGUGACCUCUUCGUCUUCCACAGAGAGAUUGAGACGACACCUGCCCUUCAUCCGUUCUCGUUCCCGUUCCUGCACGGUGCCACCAACAGGGCCAUGGUGGCGUACACAGGCGUCGGCCUCCUGAAGGUGUACGACGACCUGCCCACACUCCAGCUGGCUACACCCACACUAUAUGCUUCCGUCUACAAGCAACGUAUCUCUAUUUAGACACUUAUACAAUGUUUUAGAUUAAGAAAUAUAUUCUAUUGUUA